Molecule: messenger RNA, 2015 nt
Organism: Cyclopterus lumpus (lumpfish)
Lineage: Eukaryota; Metazoa; Chordata; Actinopteri; Perciformes; Cyclopteridae
Gene: nabp1a
Product: nucleic acid binding protein 1a
Exons: 7
Coding region: 671-1360 (229 amino acids)
Biological process (GO): double-strand break repair via homologous recombination; mitotic cell cycle checkpoint signaling; response to ionizing radiation
Cellular component (GO): SOSS complex
Molecular function (GO): DNA binding
Source: RefSeq, a predicted model, not a curated record
CGGUCCGCGGGUUCGUGUGUGGGCACACAAAAGAAAAGCUCGAUGUGUAAACCCCUUUCCUCUGCAGGAUAGUAGGACUGACCGACUCGUAUAAAUUAGACCGGCAAACCCCCGGUUGACGUAGACCUGGGUGUCUUGUUGCUACAGGGGACGCUAUAUUGAAAGUGAACAGUUUAAACAGAUUUUAGACCGUGUUUUAGUGUUGUUGACGCAUAUACAACCAGGGCUCUUAAGGCUUGCGAACAACUCCAACAGAGGCCACAGUUAGAAGUAGACACACUAGUCUUCUGACACAAUUCAUUUGGCCAGACUCCGUGCUAGCAAAGCUAACGACAAACAGUUGCUUUUUUUCCUCAAAAGAGGCACACAAAGGAAAUGCGGUCGAUUUGAAAUUAUUACCGUCAAUAGGAGUUUAACGCUAAAUGGUCGGGGGAGAUAACUUAUCUCCUAAUAGUUAACGGCACCGAUACUAUCUCUUUGUAGAAACCUCUCAUAAUUUGACAUUCGGGCCAACUAUUGCUAAAUCGCCUAGUGCCAGUUCGCUACAUAACUAGUUACGUGUUUCACGUUAGCUUCUCGUAACCUUUAUUUGAAGAACUGCCAUUAUGGCCUCACUCGUGAACAGAGACGUGCACAGAGACUCGUAUCCUGUCACUAAAAGAAGCUAACGAUGGCAGCCGCUACGGGCGAUGGCCUGUUUUUAUUGAAGGAUGUGAAGCCUGGGUCAAAAAAUCUCAAUAUCGUAUUCAUCGUGUUGGAAAUAGGCCGAGUGACUAAGACGAAAGAUGGGCAUGAGGUGCGCUCGUGCAAGGUGGCAGACAAGAGCGGCAGCAUUGCCAUCUCUGUUUGGGACGAACUCGGCAGCCUUAUUCAAGCGGGGGACAUCAUCAAACUGACCAGAGGCUAUGCGUCCAUAUGGAAAGGCUGCCUGACCUUAUACACUGGAAGAGGAGGGGAUCUACAGAAGAUUGGAGAGUUCUGCAUGGUGUAUUCAGAAGUGCCCAACUUCAGUGAACCAAACCCAGAGCUUGUAACUCAAACAAACCAGCAAAACAAGUCUGGUAAACCAGACCAGAAUCAGAGGGGAAACUCUCCACCCAAUCAGAAUUCAGGUACACCUGCAGCACCAGGUAAUGGUGCCAUGACAUCAUUUGCCAACAACAACAACAACCCAACACCCAGUGCAGCCCGUGACACUGGGUUCGGGAGCGUUGGGCGACCCAAUGGCCGGUCACCUGGCAAUGGAGCAUCUCCAGCUACUACUGCUGCUGCUGCUGCUGCUGCUGCAGGACCCACAACAGCUGCAAAGUCUUCAGUUACCAUUAGCAACGGCAGGGACCCACGGCGUGCCAAAAGAUGAAAUUGGGGCAUGGGAAAGGGGGGAGGGGGGGGCGAUUAUGUGGGAAAACUAUCGACAUCCCCAUUCCCUCCUUCCCCUUUUUAAAAAAAAAAACAUUUCUGCCCCUUCCAUCACAGCCUAUAUUCAGAAUUAAAUUUGGGACUGCUUGCAUCAUUUUUAUACAUGCUAACGUAGUCAAAUGUGUCGUGCUCUCGGAAAGCAUCACAGUGACUGAUCUACCACUUGAUGCAUCGGCAGACCUCGGUGGUUCAAGUCAUGGUCUGCCUUCUUAGUCGCCGCCCCCUUUUCUUCUAAAAGGCACUGCAAGUUGCCAGCUACGUGCCAGUGUUUCCUCCCCCGUACACUGUCCUUAACCCCUUCACCUGUUAUCUUCUUUCAAACUAUACACCCUACUUGAACACUUGAUGCACUUUCUUCACUUAAUUUAUGUCGGGGUAACCUUGGCUGUCAUUUAAUCAGGAAAUUAGUUUGUUUUUCAGCGGGAAAAGCCUUAAGUUGGUCAAAAUGAGUUUUUGGACUGAAUGCAUGAGCGAAGGGUCUUGUCCCUCAUAACCAAACUGUAUCCAAAGUGAAUCUGUGAAAGGAAAGGUGUUAGUUUUGAGUUUUUAAUGUUCGGUAGGUAAAUUGAUAUUAAACAUUUUUGUUUUGUUUUCCA